AUGGUGGACAAAAAGGUUUUGUGGAUGCUCGGCGAGCUUAGGGGGUUUGAGAAGCCGAAAAUCAAAUUGGAACAAUAUGCGACGUCGGCGGAAAUUGCGGUAUCGAUGAUGGAAUUUAUCGAAGAUCAAGUCGGCUUCGAUAAUGCGACUGUUGCCGAUCUUGGCUGCGGUUGUGGAAUGCUGAUGACAACGAUCGCCGCGUGCUAUGAGCCGGCGACGGUCAUCGGCGUUGACAUUGACGAUGAUGCUCUGAAGAUUUGCUCCGAGAAUUUGAGCAUCGCCGAAGUUCACGAAACUUGUGAGCUUAUCAAAACUGAUGCUCUAACCGUCUCCGAUGUGCUCAAACCAAUUUUUGAUAUAGUUGUCAUCAAUCCGCCAUUUGGGACGAAGAAUAAUGAAGGAAUUGACAUGAAAUUUGUGCGCGCUGGAUUAUCGAUAACGAAACCCGGCGGAAGUGUGUAUUCUCUUCACAAAUCAUCAACUCGCAAAUUCAUUCUUCAAACCGGCCGAAAUUGGGAGAAUGUUGAAUCGGCGGAAUGCUGCGCUGAAAUGGUUUGGAAUCUUCCAGCCACCUACAAAUUCCACAAAAGCAAAGCCGUUGAUAUUCAAGUUGAUCUUAUACGAUUUAUAAAGAAAUAG
Caenorhabditis bovis is the source of this 639-nucleotide messenger RNA. Lineage: Eukaryota; Metazoa; Nematoda; Chromadorea; Rhabditida; Rhabditidae. The record is from the annotation of a GenBank genome assembly.